AUGCGGCUUGCUAAUCCUGCUGGCGAAAGAAACAAAGAUCCGAUACUGAAUGUUUUAAAGCGAUUUAUAACAAAUACCGUACCCAAUCCGGAAAUUUCUUCCGGCGUAGGCCUCCAUGCAGCUUACUUUGCCAAGGAAUUUCCCAACAUCACUUUUCAACCAUCGGAAUAUGAUACCGCGCUGUUUGGCAGCAUCGAAGCCUAUCGACAGGGAAUAAAGAACGUUCGUUCCCCGAUCUACAUUGACGUUUCGAAGCCGUGCCAUGAAUGGGAGAAUGAAGCUAAUGUUAAUGCUAGCAGCUGCGCGAACCAUUUCGAUUACAUGCUCAACAUCAACAUGCUACACAUUUCACCGAUAGCCUGCGCUUCGGGACUGUUUUAUAAUGCGUCAGUAUUGCUGAAAACAGGCGGACUUUUGAUAACCUACGGGCCGUACGCAGUAAACGGAAAGCUCACGCCGGAUAGUAAUGCUCAGUUUAACAAGUCACUGCAGCAACGGAACCCAGAGUGGGGUAUACGUGAUACAAGUGAAUUGCGUGUAAUGGCCAUGCAGAGAGGAAUCAUAUUGCUAGAGAUGUUCGACUUGCCGGCAAACAACAAAUGUCUGAUUUGGAAGAAGGAAUGA
Messenger RNA from Anopheles maculipalpis, 624 nucleotides. RefSeq names its product methyltransferase-like 26. The record is from RefSeq and is a predicted model, not a curated record. NCBI's taxonomy places the organism in Eukaryota, Metazoa, Arthropoda, Insecta, Diptera, Culicidae.